UGGGGUGGCACCUGAGCCUGCAGGUGAGCUUCUUAGGGAUUUAAGUUCAGUUUCCCCUGAAGCUGUGUCCUACCUGGCAUGCUGAGAGAGGGCUGUCUCAUACUCAAGGCAGUGGGAGGUCUUGACCACUACUUCCCUGCCCAUCUCUGUUGGAGGCUCUGAGUCAGGAUGCUGUCCAUCCUGGGAGGCACACAGAGGUCCUUCCAUGUGGCACUCUUCUUCCUGGUGCUGGUUGUGCUCCUGAUGGCGGGCUUCCUGAAUGUGGACGUCGAAAAGUUUAAGCCUCUGCUCAGGAUCAAGGCCCAGGACUCCUCCAGGGACUCUAUGCCGGUCACCAACAUCAUGUUCCUCAAGACACAUAAGACAGCCAGCAGCACCAUGCUCAACAUUCUCUACCGCUUUUCGGAAUCUCACAACCUGUCCGUGGCGCUGCCCAAGGACUCUAUGUUCCACCUGGGUUACCCCUGGCUUUUCGUGGCACGCUACGUGGAGGGCAUGGAGCAGAAUGGCCCACAGGAUCAUCACUUCAACGUCAUGGGCAACCACUUGCGGUUCAACUUUCCUGAGGUGCAGAAAGUCAUGCCCAAUGACACUUUCUACUUGUCCAUCCUACGAAACCCAGUUUCCCAGCUGGAGUCUUCCUUCAUCUACUAUAAGAGAUAUUCGCCUGCCUUCCGGAAAGUCAAGACCUUGGACCAGUUCCUGGCAGAUCCGUGGAAGUACUACAACGUCAGCGUGGGCCUGAAAAAUGCCUAUGCAAGAAACAACAUGUGGUUUGACUUUGGCUUCGAUAACAAUGCUCAGGCUGAAGAGGGCUACGUUCGCAGGUGCCUCUCGGAGGUGGAGCGCCAGUUCCAGCUGGUGCUCAUCGCGGACUACUUCGAUGAGUCCAUGGUGCUGCUGCGCAGGCGGCUGCGCUGGCAGCUGGAUGACGUGGUGUCCUUCAAGCUGAACCUACGCAGUCAGCGUACGAUCUCGCACUUGAAUCCAGAGAGCCAGGAGCGUGCCAAGCGCUGGUGCGAGCUGGACUGGCAGCUCUACCAGCAUUUCAACCGCACGUUUUGGGCUCAGCUGUACGCGGAGGUAAGCCCCCGCCAGCUCAGGGAAGAGCUGGCGCAGCUGCGGGCGAGGCGUCGAGAGCUCACCACCCUGUGUCUUCAGGACCCCGAGCCCAAGAACACGACGCAGAUAAAAGAUCAGAAUAUGCUCCCCUAUCAGUCCGGAGAUGCUGAAAUUCUGGGCUACAAUCUUAGGCAGGGUCUGGACAAUGCUACACUGCACAUCUGUCAGAGGAUGGCGAUGCCAGAGCUCCAAUACAUGGCCCACUUGUACACGCUGCAGUUUCCCGACAAGCCUCCAAAGGACAUACCCUUGCCGAAAAAGUAGGGGUUUGGCUAAAUGACCCUUUCUCCCCAGGCUUCCCGGGGAGCCUUAAACUUGCCAGCCUACCUUUCCCAAGGGAAGAACAGGGUGAAACCUCUGUGUAGAGAUCCACCUAUCCCCAGCUCUGGGGAGAGGGCCCAACACCUAAGACAACAGGCACAGCCGGACUCUGGCUGAACCCAACCAUUGUAGAGACACGUCCUGGACAGGCCUGAAUGCCUUUAAUUAUCUGUCUGCAGGAGUCAGUCUAAACAGGCCAUCAGGUGAACAUCAGCCUCUGAGAGCACAAGGGCUUAGGCAAUGGCCUGGCGACCCAUGAAGAGGCUCAGAAAAGCUCCCUGGGAGUUUCUAGCCCCACAGAUUCAGCACUGGACCCAGAGCCAGGCUUGCAUAGAGCGCUCAGGAAGCAGCUCAAAGGUGGGCCCAGGGGAGAUGGGUGAACAGGUGGCCUCCCAUCUUUGGCUUUCUGAAGAACGGUGUAGACUGAGAGACGUGAAAGUUGCUGGUUAGCUGCACACAGGUGGGUCCACCUUAUAGUGUCCCACUGGACAAUCCCGAAGGAGAACGUGCUGGACUUGACAACGGUGCUCAGAGGGUCCCAGGGACCGUUGGUUGCCUUGGAAACCACGAUGUGUAUAGUCUCAAGGACUUUUUUUUUUUUUUUGGUGCCUCUCUUUGUCAUUUGUGGGGAGCUACUAAGUCCCCAGCCCCCAGUUCUUGCAGGAUGAGAAACCUGGUUACCUGGGGUGCCUAACACCAAGUAGCCUGGGAAAAGCAAGGUGUCACUGUCACAUGCUCAGCCUACAGCUUCAGCUUGAACUUUGUGUUUGUUGAGUCUGAGUGGAGGCUUUUCUUCUGUGUAGGAGCCUCCAGCUCGGGGCAAGAGGGCCCGUGCUCCUUUGGACAGCAAUUUAAUAGGGGUACUUUAAGAAAAAUAAUUGUCAGUGAGUUUAGAGAUGGUACAACGAAUUUAUCAAUCCAAAAGAACAUUGUAAAUUGAAAACUGACUUUCCCAAAGUGAACAGAGUUAGUCAAGAAUGCCAUGGUGGCACCGGCCUUUAAUCCCAACAUUGGGGAGGCAAAGGCAAGCAGAUUUCUGUGUUCAAGAUUAUCCUGGACAUAAUAGUGAGUUUCAGGACUUCUGGGGCUACAAAACAAGAUCCUGUCUCAAAACAGAACAAAACAGAAAACCACAAACAAACAAAAAACCCAACCAAUCAAACAAAAGCGAAACCAAGCUUCUGAAUUUGGAUGAAAUUACUCUUAAUAAACUUGUGUUCUCUAGAAGAGCAGGAAGUGCUCUUAGCCUCUGAGACAUUUCUCUGGUUCCUUAAUUAGAACUUUUCAUUCUUAGUAGACUUAAUUCUUUUUCUUUUUGUCAGUUGUGGAGACUGAUCCCAGGAUCUCGAGUGUGCUAGGCAAGUGAUUUAACAGUGAGCCAUGUCCCCAGCCCUGAACCCUUAAUUUCAAGAAAGACUCAGGAAGAAAGAGCAUUCAGUUGUUUCUUUCAUUCAUAUACAUGUAUAUGUAUGUAAAUAUAUAUGUGACAAUUGAAUAUAUGGGACAACCUUCAAUUGUCUCAUAUAUAUAUAUAUAUAUAUACAUGUGUGUAUGAGCAAUUCAUGAAAAUAUUUUGUUUCUUUGAAAACAUGCUUUCUCUCAGGAAAAAUGUUCUUUAUGUAGAAUAGGAUAUAUUUGUUGGCAGACACACACACACACACACACCCACACCCACACACACACACACUAUUUUCUUAGACUAUAAAAA
Microtus oregoni (creeping vole) is the source of this 3151-nucleotide messenger RNA. Its product is annotated as galactose-3-O-sulfotransferase 2-like. Gene Ontology annotation, cellular component: membrane. The record is from RefSeq and is a predicted model, not a curated record. Gene Ontology annotation, molecular function: galactosylceramide sulfotransferase activity. Lineage: Eukaryota; Metazoa; Chordata; Mammalia; Rodentia; Cricetidae. The coding region runs from base 169 to 1386 and encodes 405 amino acids. The transcript has 4 exons. Gene Ontology annotation, biological process: glycolipid biosynthetic process; glycoprotein biosynthetic process.